AUGCAGCAGGAGCCAACAACCGCGACGUCCAAUAUCCAGCAGGCGUCAGAGCUGCUGGAGCGAAGCCGGGAACUGCUGCGAGCGGCCAGUAUGGAGGAGGCCACCAACACCACCACGGCAGCGCGGGUGAGGCGGAUGCCAACGGCACAGCUGCAGCGCGAUCCGGUGUUGUGGGCGGCGUUCACGCGCGGCUGGGAGGAACGCACGGCCAGCUUCCUAAGGGCGACGAGCGGCGAUCCUACGAUGGCGAUCAACCUGAAUAGGUCGCGAAGCACCAGACAGACCUCCCGACCGGCGGCCACAGCACCAACGGCAGGCACGGCCCGACCGCCGAACGCGACACAUCCGGCAGCAACGUCGCGUCCGCAUAGGCCACGAAUGCAGCCACCAGCACCGGCCCCAAGGCCAAACACCACCAGGCCAACACCGCCCACCGUCGAACAUUCGCUGUCACCGCCCACACGGACGCCAAAUGCCGCAACCACGACACCCGCAACUGUUCCGGCUCCGCUGAACGCCCGUCAACGCCGGAACCAGCAACGGAUGCGGGACCACCGGGCCCGACAACAGUGUUCCCAGCAACACCGCCUGGAAAAACCGGCCACUACGGCCCCUCCAAACACUGUCCCGACAGUGGUAGCGCCGCAGCAAGAAACCGCGCCACCGGCUCCCGCCGCAGCCACGGUACCGGAGGUAGCAAUACCUACCGGAACAACCGGGGUUACGGAACAACCAACAGCCGCCCCUUCACAAACCGUUGAUAUGGAAAUAUCAGCGGAAGAGGAGGCGGAACUGUUGGGAGGACCGGACGCGCACCUUGCCGACGAGGUGGACAUGGAGACGGUGUUCGACAACAGGUUCCAUAGUCUCCCGGCGUCACCUCGACGGGAGUAG
Messenger RNA from Aphis gossypii (cotton aphid), 894 nucleotides. RefSeq lists its product as uncharacterized. The transcript has a single exon. The coding region runs from base 1 to 894 and encodes 297 amino acids. The record is from RefSeq and is a predicted model, not a curated record. Lineage: Eukaryota; Metazoa; Arthropoda; Insecta; Hemiptera; Aphididae.